CGUGUAUGCGCGAUCAAUAAAUUAUUCGGCGCAGGAGAAAUUUGCGCUUGGAAAGAGCGAACGUUCGCCGCAACAAGAUCACUCGUACGAACUGAUCGUUUAGCGUGAUUUUUGCGCGUUCGGUGCUCGGUGACAAUCGGUAUUUUAUCGAGGUGUCGUUAGAAAAUGUGGCGGGAUGCACGUCAUAAGAUAUCUGAAUUUUGACAAGCCGAAAUCAGAUUUGACAUAUUUACAAUCUGCGCUACGGUUCACACCGUAGCAAUUGAUAUCAGACGCGUCAGAUAUUGUAUCAAUCUUCAAGUUUCUUGCAGGUAGACAAGUAUGAAAUAGUAAACAUGCCUCAUGGCUGGAGGCAGGAGCGACGGGAAGCAAAGUGGAAAUUUAGACAAAACGCAUCAGUGGCAUUGCCACCGUCGUCCUGAUUUUCCUGUAAAGCCUGGACCUCCUCUGAGUGAUGGAUUUAAGAAGCAAAAGAGUGCGGAGCACCGUCGCACUGCUGUCAAAAAUAUCAACUUAUUGCAGGACAGCAUAUUGAGAAUAUUUACGGAUUCCUUAUAUUGUGAUCUUAACAUAAUAUAUGGUUAUGAAGUAAUACGAACAAACCAGUGUAUUAUUAAAGCAAGAUCACCACACUUGUACGAAGUUCUCAAGCCUUAUUUUGUUUACACUAACAAAACGAUCCAUUGUAUUCUUGACAAAGUCGGACUUUUUCGUCAAAUUGAAGGCUUCGUAAGGCUUCUAUACAGUAAUUUGGAUUUCACUCAAGAGGAGCAAUCGUUGGUGGAAUUUAUUCUCAAUACAAGUUACGAGUGUCAUUCUUUAAAUGAAUCCACUACUAGUAUUGUAUGUCACAUCGAUGAAAGGAUAUAUGAGAAAUGCUUGACUUCGACCGAUGACGUGCACCAGCACCUGCAAGAGGUAAAAGAAUACGUAACGGAUGCAAUCACCACUUCGUCAGAAAUGGCUGAUUCCGGUCUGGAGACAGGUUCGAUAAGUCCGCAUGAGAAUACGACGUCUGAAAAUAUUAGCUCAGACUUGGAAGUAACACAGGCGGCAGAAUACACCUGCAUUAAUGAUGACAAUUCAGACCGGUUAUGCGAUGAGCGAGUGUGUAACGAGGAAAGCGAUUGCAAGAAGCUUCUGGAUAAUGAACCUUGUGAAUCGCUUAACAACGGCGAUUACCGUGGGAACGGCGUAACUCAGUCCGAGUCAAGCGGCCGUAGCGUGACGUAUUCAUCCUUGGAAGCGGAACAUCAGCCUGCGGACUCCUCGCAGAAUGUUCAGAAGGUGAAAUUGAACGCCGAAGAGAUCUUCCAAUACGAGAGCCGAGUGUUGAGUGAACCGUUUUACGAGUCGGACUGCGGCAGCGACGAGAACGAAUCCUUUGAAUUCGUCGAAUCUGUUCCUUCAGCGAGUGGUGAUUGCGAACAAGCUACCACCACCAAGUGUAAAUCAGAUCAGAAAGUACAAGCUGAUGUUGCAGAAUCGACGAGUAAAUCGGUUGAAACAGAGCUCGAUCGUCCUCGUCCUGCUGACGCGAUUAGUCAUAGUAAUUCCUCUACGAGUGGUUAUUACUUCAUCGAUGCGUCCACCCUAAACGACGAGGUGGUGGACAUCGUACCCACGAGUGUAACAAAGAAUCAUCAUCAAUGCAACAAUCAGGUUGCCAACAACAACAGGUUGCCGUCACACUUCACAUUUUUCUCAGAUUAUAUGACGAAUAAUAAAUCGAAUAGCACCACAGAAGAACAAUCGUGCAAAUUCACGCCGCUUAAGACGCCGACUUUGCAGAGUGGCCAUGAACGAGUAGCGGAGUUCGAACGAGAGCUGAAACUUACCGAAUGUCUGCAUCCACUUCCAGAGUCGCGUAAAGUAAAGCGAGCGGAUUCCGCGUCGGAGGAGAAAGUCGUGGAUGCAAGCAAGCCAGCGGACAAGGAGUCGUUGGCCGUGGAGAUUAAAGAGACAGAUAGCGGGGAGAGCGCACAUCCAUCUCCUUGUCCUGAUAACAACACGAAGAUAAACAACGAUCGAGAUGAGAAAACGGAAGAUACGUCGAGCAAUGUCGAGGCAGCAGCGUCAGGAAACGGGAACGAGAAAGACGCGAAUGCGAACGAGGACAGGCGACCGUCGCUCAUCAGAAGAAACACAUUCGAACUGGACUCCAACGACGAGAAAUUGUCCGUUCUGAGACAAGAAUACGAGCGCCGGCAGGGCAGUCUGGUCUUUCAAAGCUCCAUUCCGCAAUACUCGGGACACCGCGUGGACGGAGACUCUUUUUGUCCCGCACCUUCCGACACCGUAGUUCCUCCGGUCACCGAGCCGCCAUCGAUUACCUACACGUCCAAUGUACAGAUCACCGCUAAUACUCAGUAUCCAGUAUCGUAUUUAUUAUUAGACAAUUGCAAGUACGAGGUUGAUCAGACUCAAAAACGAGAGAGCUACCUGCAAGACAGUCUCAACAGAUCGUGCAUAGUGUAUCCGGUGACCAAGAGUGCCAGCGAUAAGUCCAUUAUGGACUACACCACGGACUCGGACGACGCGUCCAACCGUUGCAGCAGUAGCUUACCGGUUACCCUGGGCUCUAUCUUGGAGAAGGAUAAUAAUCGAGUGGAGUCCGUGAAAAGAAGCAAAUGUGACGAGGCUACCCCGAUCAUCUCCGGCGGCGUCAGCACUUCGGAUUACUCCAAACCUACGGACAGCCCUACCGUGCGCCGCAAGACGGAGUCCACGCCGAUCGUAUCGGGCGGCUCGGUGAUCAUGAGCAAGUCUGAAGUCAAGAUGAAGCCCACUAAAAUGUCUUCCUCCAUGACCGCCUGGGUGGUCGACAUGAGCGACUGCAACAAGAGCGACCCUAAAUGUCGCGGCAACUCGCGGAACAUGUCGCAGAGUUUCUCCACGUCCGAAUGCGUAAAGAAGCCCGUGCGAAGAUCCAAUAAUAAUGAAAAACAUCACUGUAGCUUAGGAUUCUUCGUCAGUCUGAAGGAUGUGCACGAUCCGGUCGAGCCGGUCGAACGCGAUCACUCGGUUGAAAGGAAGAAGGAACAGUGCAGUAGCGACAGUAGCAAGGCCGAUGGUAACAGCGGCAAGCCUUACUGUGAAUUUUACGUUGAUAUCUCCAACGGGAGCAACGGGGGCGUUAAGGUCAAUCCGCCCGAGAAGCAAGAUACGCGAACAAAAAAUGGCACUUCCAGUGAAGGUGAGAAGAAGAAUAUCUUCUCGAUGUUUAUCGAUCUGAAGGACACGAGCGAGACGAGCCGACGAGGAGACGUUGUGGCUCCCACGCACAAACGAAGCUUCUCGACGGCGGUUGCCAAUAAAGCGGAGGCUAGCAGAACAGUAGACGACAGUAGUCCCAGGGAUAAUAGCAGCGCCACCGGAGACAAUCAGUCGCCGCAGGAGCAAAAGAGAGAGAAAACAAAGCCCAGCCCAGUCUUUAUGUUUAUCGAGUCUGAUUCCCCCGUGGUGAGAAGGCGGACGUUAUCCACGUCACGUCCGACGUUCAAACGACACUCGUGGAAUGUGGAUAAGACGCAACCGGCGAGCAACAGCAACGGAUGCGUGGCGAAGGAGCUCAUGUUUAGAAGAGAGCAUAAGCGCGCACAUAGCAUAUCGAUUGAUAAUCGCGGCGAUUCGAGCCGAUCCCAGGCGAAGACGAGCUCGUCCAGUCACUCGUUGAGCGAUGCUGCCAAGGCGGAGUCUUACAAUCAUAAGAAUUCCAAAACGCUGUUGCAGGAGCGUGAACAUAACUCCAACAACAUGGAUACGUCAUCCGAAGACGUAUUCGAGUUUGAUGUGAGAGACACUCCGCCUAACUCUCACGUAGAAAUCGAGAGCGAGGAGCUUCGCGUUAGCGUGGCGAAUCGGCGCGAGUACAAGGAGAUAAUCACCAGCCAAACGGAGAACCUGGAACCCAAUGAGGCGAAAGCCUACGAAGAUGAGUUCUCGGAGACGUCUGCUUGGGAGAAGACGUGCACCGAGAGCACGGAGGGACAGACGCGUAAGAGCGAGACGUUCGAUAUCAGCAGCGGUAGCGGACCUUCCCCUGACAGUGACAAUCACGAGUACGAAUUGACCGAUGUACUGAAUGGCGAGGUUCCAGCAGCCCCAAUGGUCGUCAGCGACAGAACGCAAAGAGUGCCCACCACAGUGGGCAGCAAUAAAAUCUCGGAGACCCGCAAGUCGUUGAACGAAACCAUUAAGAAAAUCGAGUGCGAAUUAAAAGAGCCAGAGUACAAUAACGAAGGAGCGCAAACUUACGGCUAUCGGCCGUCGAAGAAGGACGAGAAGAUGUCUGGUCGUAAUUCCAAGAGCUUGCACUUAGACACCGAUAAAACGAGUUGCUCCAGCUUCGUGCGUUUGUCGGAUUUAGAUAAGACACCAAUCGUCAAUCAUGCAUCGGAUGUAUUGACGGUAAAGGAUGACAGAAGUACAUAUCGUAUGAGCAGCAGUAUCCCGGAGACAUCGUGGAUUGAGAGCAAGCUGGCGAUGACGAGAAAUACCGGUCCAGUUAGACCGGUAUCUAGGAAACUCGUCUCUGUUAUGAGCACAUCCCUACCGUCAAAACAGAAGUCACCGUUGGAGGAUUUGACUGGUGACUGUGAGGGGGAAGGGAUUAUUUCAGAGUCCGACCUUAGCAGCAUGCAAAGCAGUAUGGGACGUUCCGGAGCGGAAGGCAGUACGGAGGAGACUGAAACAUCAAGUAUCGCCGGUGCAAAGCCAUAUAAUAGAUUGGGUGAGGACUUGUUAAGAAUGUUCUUGGAAGAAAUUAAUCCUGAUGUUACCAUAGAUGUGGCUGGCCGGCACAUAAGAGCACACAAAUGUAUAUUGAGUUCUCGUUGCCAGUACUUUGCUGCGAUUUUGAGUGGCGGAUGGAUCGAGAGUGCAGGCAAUGUUAUUUCUCUACAAGGAUAUUCUUAUAAUGCAGUUCAUUUUGCAUUAUGUCAUAUCUACAGUGGAGAAAGUAAUAUACCAGAUUCCAUAAGUAUCGUUGAAUUAGCGACGUUGGCUGAUAUGUUGUGUUUAGAAGGUCUCAAGGAAGUUAUAGAAUACACGCUUAAGCUUAAAUAUUGUCAUUUAUUUCACAAGCCUUGCCAAAUAUGUGCUGUUGGAGUGUUGGAGUGUAUGCCGUUAGCGGCAGCGUAUGGUUUAGACGAAGUAUAUCGAAAGUCACUAAAAUGGGUUACGAAGCAUUUUGUACGAAUAUGGCCGUGCAAAGCGUUCGCGACUCUUCCGAGAGAGCUUAUGGAAAAGUGUUAUCGACAACAUAUAGUACAUAUGUCCACCGAUAACGUACUUCAAACUAUGAUGGACUGCGAUAAAUUAUUGGCGACUUUGCCUAAUGUACGAUGGGCAGAGCCAGUGUUUCGGCUGGUAUCGAGACUGCUGGAGAAGUCGGUGAAAUUUCUGUCAGAAAAUUUUGUGGGGGUCUUAGGAAAUGAAAAUUUCCAGUCACUCGGUCGUGAACUGACGUGGAACAUUAGUCGCUUAGAGGAUAAUUUUCUAGCAGCCGUCGAGCAAUUGCCGCCCGAACAAGCGUGCAAGAGUUACUCGAAGCUGAACAAGAUGUUACUCGCAUCGCAGACGGAUGAUCUUCAAGAUAGGAUCAAGUGGGGACCGUUGUUUGUCGAUUUUCUACACAAACUUCAAGGUCGCGUGGAGAAGUGUCUGGUGCGUGACGCGGCACAUGCCGCAAGGACUACCACGUGGCUGAAAAUGGACUUGGAGCUUCGCAGGAGGAUACAAGAAUUGGCUUGUAUCGUGAUCCUGCCUAAUGAGACCUCGAAGCGUCAAUCUAAACCUUUGAAUUUCUCGAAAGAACCUCAAGCACCACCACCUAAUCGCUCGACUAUAAGUCGUAGUUUAGAUUUAAAACGCUUCAAAAUGGCGAUCUCGGAGCACAAUGACAAAACUUUGAAGCAAGCUCCAUCGUCCAAACAAUCGAAAAAAAUCCUGUGUAAACCGAAAACAGAUCCACUUGAACGUAAAAUGCAAGAGGAUAAGCAAGUUACUAAUGAAACCACUCGACCAAAGUCGUGGCCCAAUAAGAUGGAGUGCCAACAAUUACAGGUGAAAUCAAGAUAUUUAGAACCAAGGAACAAAUCAGUUCCGAAGGAGAGUGCACCUACGGCGCAUCAUGAUAAAAUCAAUGUACAUCCACGACGCAAAAUUAUGAUCUCAUCGUCAGACUCGUCGCGCACUUCCAGUCCAGCGAUGAAACGAGCAUCCGAUAAAAAGCCACUGGCUAAAAUAAAGUUACCAGUGAAGAAGGACGUAAAGGCCCUCUCGUCGGAUAGUCUAACGGAGGCAAAUGCGAGUCGAACCGCGACUGGUAACAAAAAAGACUUGAUUAGUAAGAGCUGCGGCAUCACGAGACCCGAGUCCCCUUCUUUCAAACAGAAAAACACCGAAAUAGGUUUAUCGGUUGACUCCUUGGAAACCAAGACCAAGCCGAUUGUUACUAAGAAGAAGGUUAACAAGAUGGACACAUCUAUGUCAACCGAUAGUCUUAUGACGGAGAUAACGGCGACUCCGAAAUCUAACGUGUCCAAUAAACUGUCACCUACGUUGGCAAAAGUUACGGGCAAGACACAAACUUACGAUAGGACGAAGAAAAACUCGCCACCGACGCAGCAGAGAAGCCCGUUAACAAUCACCAAGAGGCAACCGAGAUCACUGGAAAGCUCUACCGCCGCCAGUCGCAGUAGAGCCGCCGCUAUUAGCGCAUAUCACGGUUCACCGAGUUUACGAAGAAGCUUGCUAGAUGCUGCCAGGACACCGGAUGUUCCUAGCAAGCCAGUUAACACGGUGACUCCCCUUAGGGCACGACAGAUCGCGCAAUCGAACGUUCUUCCCAAUACAAGGAGAGAGAGGAAGGAGACGCAGAAUUCACAAAGCUCCGAUAGUCCCAGUAAGAAGUCCUCUCCGAAAUCCAGCGUUGCUAUCAGCAAGACGAAUAAAUCGACAGUCGCCGGUAAGAGAACCGUUAACGGUAAAGCCGACGAUAAGGUGAAAAGGUGCCAUAAUGGGGAGACGCAGAAGCAACCCACAGUGGGUUCGAGAUCCGGCACGUUUCUCAAGGAUGAACCCACGAUACUUAAGAAGGUAGACAUUAAGUCGUCGCAAAUUAAUACUUAAUGCUAUUAAAAGCUGGAUAAUCGAACUGGUAGAAUGCGCAUUGUCGACGAGAUAUUUCUAUCUGUGUACUCAUACUGGAAAGUAUCGCACAUUAUAAGAAAUCUGUUAUUUAAGAAUAUUAGAUUAAAUAUAUUGUCACUUGAAUGAUUUCACUAACAUGAAAUCAUUGUAACUAAAUUUGUAAGGUAUUCGGAAAAAUCAUCUUGCAUCGUGUGUACCAUGUUUACAUAUAAUUUACAUAUAAUUCCAACGUAUCAGUUGUUUUUUACAAAGAUAUACAUUACCUCUGUGUUAACAAUCAUAGAUUAUUUGUCAUCAAUAUUUUAUAACUUGUACAUUCUUGCAAUUCUAUGCUUUAAUACAACCUCAUUUAUCACACGUUUAAGAUAUUUAAUAUACGUCGACAAUAUGCAUUAAAUUUUUUUUUUUUUACAUAUACUUAAUGAAUGCUGAUUGUGUGAUGAUGGACUGUCGCUAGUAACUGCGAACGUGAUAAUUCCAAUUGGGGAAUCGUAUUAUAUGUAAGAUAGAAAUAUAAUUCUAAUUUAAAGAUGCUUGGGAUUAUCGUUAAAGAAAUAUGAUCGAGCUGCAUUUACUGGUUAAUUAGGAAAUGUGCUAUGAUUAUCUUUCGUGACAUUAAGAACGGUAAUUCAUACGAUAGACAAUUUUAAUAAUUUUUCAGUAAACACUUUAAUACUUCCUGCUUAUUUAACAGUAUAAUAAUUCAAAUCAUGAAAUUUCAUUGGCGAAUAAUCGAAUAUAUAGAUGAAUAUAUUCAAAAAGAAAAUAUAUCAGCUAUUUGUUCUUCGUGUAAUCCGCACUCGAUCUUUACGCAGAAAAAAUUCAUUAUUGGUUUUCAAGAAAUCUAAAUUCUUUUAUUUUAUUUUUUAGU
Molecule: messenger RNA, 8026 nt
Organism: Harpegnathos saltator (Jerdon's jumping ant)
Lineage: Eukaryota; Metazoa; Arthropoda; Insecta; Hymenoptera; Formicidae
Exons: 12
Coding region: 343-7134 (2263 amino acids)
Molecular function (GO): protein binding
Source: RefSeq, a predicted model, not a curated record